This is a messenger RNA of Nematostella vectensis (starlet sea anemone), 1110 nucleotides long. Its product is annotated as steroid 5-alpha-reductase DET2. The transcript is spliced from 4 exons. Gene Ontology annotation, biological process: lipid metabolic process. Gene Ontology annotation, molecular function: oxidoreductase activity, acting on the CH-CH group of donors. The record is from RefSeq and is a predicted model, not a curated record. NCBI's taxonomy places the organism in Eukaryota, Metazoa, Cnidaria, Anthozoa, Actiniaria, Edwardsiidae. The coding region runs from base 88 to 945 and encodes 285 amino acids.
CCUUUAUAUCAUCAUCGUGAAGUUACAACGAAUAAAGAAAAGUAGAAAGGAAGCUGAAAGCUUUGUUGUUUGUAGCCUCUCUUAGAUAUGCAUGAACGCCCAUUUGCAGUAGCCUUUCUCGCUGCUUUGUCAGUCAUUGGGGCGCUUUUUGUCGCGAAAUUGAUCGAGAUUCCUGAAUGGACGAAGUUGAACGUUGGCCUUGUCUCCCUCGCUGCGGUGAUUUGCUUGAUGAAUUAUGUGAAUGAGUACCAUGGUCUGUUCCAACUCAGCUACAGCAAAUUCUCUUCAAAGUCGUCAGGCCUGAUAAAUGCCCGUGUGGGCUGGACUAUCACCUAUGGCCUUCCUGUGGUGGUAUAUAUUGCACUAUGGGUUUACCAGGGCAUGCCGUACCGACAUAUUCACAAGAUCGCCUUGGCAUCAUAUGUCGCACACUUUGUCAAGCGCAUCUUGGAGUGUAUAUUUCUCCACAAGUAUUCAAGAGAUAUUGAGUUAUCAUCAGUUAUUGAGAUUGGUGCAUUCUAUUCUCUUGGUGCUGUGAUUCAGCAUUACUGGUGCAACAUGUACACAAGUGAUACUACAGCGCAGCGCCUGUCUAACAAUCAGCUGCUCAUAACGGCAGGGCUCAUAGUCUAUGCUAUUGGGGAAAUGACCAAUUUUCAACACCAUCUAAUACUAGCUAAUCUCAGGCCUGUAGGCUCUGCAGCUGGGAAAUAUGCUGUGCCAACUGGAGGGCUGUUUGAUGUGGCCAUUUGUCCUCACUACUUUGGUGAACUGAUGGCGUGGUUGGGGAUGGCUAUCGCAGGACAGCACUUUGCGCUGUACCUCAGUUGGCUCACCAUGGUAGCAUAUUUGGCAGGUCGUAGUCAUCAGACCAGACACUGGUAUAUAAAGAAGAUUGAGAACUUUCCCCAAGAUCGCUGGAAUCUCUUUCCUGGUAUUUACUGAAAUGAACAGGAUUUUUCCUUAGCCAUACUUAAAGACAUUGUUUAUUAGCCAUCCUCCCCCCCCCCCCCCCUCCCCCCUUGGGUACCGGACACUGUUAGUUUAGUUUUACUUUAAACAACUAUUUUUUUUAACUUCAUUAUUAUGGAUUAAACAUUGUUUUAGGAA